UGUCAAGUGGCUACAUUUUUGCAAAACAAAUCGUUCCAGUUUUUUGGGAAUUGGCUAAAAUCUCGUUUGAUUGAUCAAAAAAGUGUCCAUCGGGCGUUUGCAAGUCGAAAUUGUGUUUUUUGGGCGCCAUCUGUGCGGCAUGAUGUAAGGAGGCCCCUAGCCGAUAAGCCCACAGUCUCCCAUGCCGGCAACGUCAAACGUAAAUAUGGUAGCGUCAAGUGCUUCGCAAUUUUUCCUCCUCACCUCGCGAACUCUGAGUGAAAAUGUCUAAACAGGUCAAGCGCAAAAUAACCGUGAACCUAACUCCGAAAAGCAAAGAAGUCUCGAAGCCUCGCCCCAGCGUGUUCGAGCGUCUGGGCACCAAAGCCAGCACCAGCCAGGACUUUUGCCACCACUGGGCCCAGAGCGGCACCUGCCCCUACGGAAAAGGCUGCAAGUACUCCUCCACCCACACCCUGAUCAGCCCCUCGAAACGGGCGGCCAAGACCCAGCGCAAGGACAAUGCAAAUAAACGGGUCCAUCCCGGAAACCCAGACGAGGAUUGGGACCACUGGGACCCGGAGGAACUAGCCGACGCCGACCCUGAUGAUCUAGAAAAGCGCCGGCAAGAACUGCAAAGAGAACUCGAACUACAAAUGAAAAUGGAGAACAAAGCCCGGAAAAAGGACAAGAAAACCAAGAAGGAGAGCAGCCCCUCGACCGAAAGCUCGUCAUCAUCCUCGGACUCGUCCUCCUCAAGUGACGACUCCACCUCCAGCAGCUCCUCGUCCAUAGAAACGCGUCGGAAGAAGAGUAAAAAAACCAAAACCAAACGCGACUCCUCCUCAUCCUCAUCGGAGCGCCCCCCGAAAAAGAAACCAAAAACGAAACGAACAUCCUCAAAAUCGUCACAACGCACCGACAAAACUAAAAAAACAACUAAAACAGCCCCAAAAGCCAAGUCUCCAACACCGCAACGCAGUCGGAAACAGUCGCAAACACCGCCCCCCAAAAUCAAGCCGGGGCUCCCCCCAGCAAAGUCCCCAAGGCCCACGAGUCGGUCAAGCGACCGUAAGGAGAAACACCACACGCCCUCUCCCAAACCUAAAGAAAAGGAGAAGGAGAAAGAAAAAGAGAAAGAACGGGAAAAGGAGAAGGAACGGGAGAGGGAAAAGGAAAGAGAGCGGGAGCGGGAGAAGGAACGCGAACGCGAAAAGGAGAAGGAAAGGAACAAGAAAGAUAGGGAGAAGGAUGACCAUAAAAAGAAAGAGUCAAGGUCGCCGAAACGGGACAGCAGGUCGACGAAAGACACUAAGAAGAGGGAUACUCCAGAUUCGUCGCAUUCAAGGGAUAAGAAGGGCUCACCAAGUCGGUCUAAAGGUAGCACGGGGAGCAGUCGAAGGGAUCACAAGGGGACGCCGCCCAAGGAGGAGAGAAGUCGGGAUAAAAAGGACGAUAAGGAUAGACCUCGCGCCAAGGACCGUCCGAGCGACGACAAAUCGCGCAAAGACAAGCGAGAUUCGCGCGAUCGUGAACGUGAACGUGAGCGUGAACGUCGUCUUGCGCGUGAAGAACGUGAAGCAGCGCGUGAAAAAGAACGCGAAGAAGCACUGGCCCGUUGCCAGGAGCGUCAGCGUGAACGUGAACGUCUCAAGGAGCUCGCAAAGAAAGAGGAAGAAAGGAGAGGACGUGAACGAAGUCGACGUGAAGAUCGAGGACUUGAUAAACCUUCAAGUGAUAGAGUCGAACGCUUAUUACCAUUGCCUGAAGAUCGAGUGCCUCCGAGUCGUAAACAUUCGAGCGAUCGUCGGGAAAGAGACCGAAGGGAACGCACCCCUGAACGAAGAAAAUCGGUUGAGCGCAGGGAUGAAAAAGAUCGAGGGUAUGAGCGGAGUUACGAACGUUCGAGUGAUCGUAACUAUGAUAGGGAGUCACGGGAUCGGGACCGGGAUUAUGGGGCGAUCCCAGCGAGGUUACGCGACAGUGAGAGAAGGAUUGAGGAUAAGGACUAUGAUAGUCCGUAUGAUAGAGCGAGACAUGAUGAUCGCAGGUAUCUCGAUAUUGAUUAUAAUGAGAAUUCGAGAGAGGAGAGAUUGCCGGAAUAUCCCGAAGACCGACGGUCUAGGCGGGAUUUGUGGGAUGGAGGACGGGAUGAAAGGGAUUUAGAUUUGGAACAUCGGAGAUAUGCGAGAGAGGAUUCAAGGCCGCCAGGUUCUCUCAAAGGAAGGGAUUGGGAAACGGAUUAUCCGGAUCAUGAUUGGGAUCGGGCGAGGCGUCCAAUAGAUUGGGAAGGAAGGGAAAAUUGGGAUGCUGCCGACCAUAAACAUUUGACUGAGGAAGAUUGGAGACUGUAUAAUUGGGCAGGAGAGGAUCGAAGACGAUGGCCGGCUGAGUGGAGGGAGAGGUCGAGGCCAAGAAGCUCAACCUCUCACAGGGAUGAUGAGACAAUGUCAGAAAGCCGGAGGAAAGAGCCCCCACCCCGCCAAGACCCUCGUUCGGACCGUUCCGACUCGAAAACCUCAUCAAUGCCCGAAGUUGAACUCAAAAAGGAACCAGCAACCAAACGCCCCGCUGAUGAACCCCCAGAACCCACCCAAGAACCGAAAAAACCAUCAAUUGAACCGGUUCUUGAAGACGAUCUUAGUGAAAUCAGCGACGACGCUGACGAUAUCCUCAACCGAGACGAAGAAAUCACAGAAGCAACACCCGAAGAAACGCCAGUUGAACAAACCGAAACUUCAUCAGUCAAAGAGCAACAAAACUCAGCCGCGUCGCAGAAAUCCCACUCUCCGAGUCGUUCCCCGAACCGAAUCCCCAAAGACGAAUCAAUCGACGAAGAGAACAUGGACUUGGACUUUGAGGAGAUUUCGGAAGACGAGCUGGAGGAGGAGUUGCGGGUUAAGGGCAUCGGUGAUGCUUUAGGGGUGGACUGGGCGAGUUUGGUGGCGGAGUCCAGGCCAAGAGUUAAGCCGAUGAGUUCGGCGAAAAGACGUUGGGAGAGCCAUAACGUGUUGGUUAAUCUAGGAAUUUCGGUCGAUUUGGCUGGCGAAGACUUGGUCAGAGAUGUGCUAAAAGAGCACACCAAGGCUGAAAGUGAAACACCAACAACAAGUGUGAACGGAGUUGGGGAAACCCCCGAAAUAGUCAUCUCGCAUCCCAUUGGAGCGAUACAAGUGGCCAAUCGAGAGAAGCAAGCCGUGAGGAAGGCGCUGUUCUCGAGUGUUGGACCGAAUUGUCGAGCUCUGUCGGCACGACGUGACCUCAUGAUACGCAGACAUUUGUGUAAUUUACCCUUGAAGGAUGCGUUCGUGGAAGCGCCGAAACGGCACGACCCCGAAUUAUUAAAACUCGCAGUGCAGUUGUUUGAACGGUGUUUAUAGCGUUAGUGUUUGUUUAUAAACGUACAGCGGAAGCUUUCAAUUGAUUGGCGAAUAAGUGAGACAGGUCGGUCCCCACUUCGAUUUCUUGCGGAGGCUUCCCUCUGAAAAUUUAAUUAAGUGUGGGGGGAAUUACCCGAGUGAAAUAUACUUAAUAAAGAG
Messenger RNA from Tribolium castaneum (red flour beetle), 3518 nucleotides. RefSeq names its product fl(2)d-associated complex component. Gene Ontology annotation, cellular component: RNA N6-methyladenosine methyltransferase complex. The record is from RefSeq and is a predicted model, not a curated record. Gene Ontology annotation, molecular function: metal ion binding. NCBI's taxonomy places the organism in Eukaryota, Metazoa, Arthropoda, Insecta, Coleoptera, Tenebrionidae. The transcript has 3 exons. The coding region runs from base 264 to 3359 and encodes 1031 amino acids.